Molecule: messenger RNA, 1248 nt
Organism: Lithohypha guttulata
Lineage: Eukaryota; Fungi; Ascomycota; Eurotiomycetes; Chaetothyriales; Trichomeriaceae
Gene: CWC2
Product: Pre-mRNA-splicing factor
Exons: 1
Coding region: 1-1248 (415 amino acids)
Cellular component (GO): U2-type catalytic step 2 spliceosome; Prp19 complex; U2-type catalytic step 1 spliceosome
Molecular function (GO): metal ion binding; U6 snRNA binding; pre-mRNA binding
Source: RefSeq, a predicted model, not a curated record
AUGGCUGAAACUUUACAAGAUACACCUCUUGUAUCGCCUCCCUCUCCUUCUCGCAAACGGUCCGCCGAACCCGAAGAAGUGUCAACUUCUACUCUGACGAAAGUCAAUGGAGAAACCGCCAUAGAAGGACCACCAGCGAAGAAGACCAAACUGAUUAGGCGCAAGAAGAGGCCAGCACCUCCACAAAUAGAUCCUACGUUGUUGAAGACGGGACAGCCUCCGCCACAGACGGGUACGACGUUCAAUAUUUGGUACAACAAAUGGGCUGGUGGUGAUCGUGAGGAUGCCUACUUGUCUAAGACUGCUGCGAUCAGUCGAUGUAAAAUAAAAGAGCAUUCGGGGUGGACACAAGCAGACAAAACGCCGGGUUCAUUCUUCUGCCUCUUUUUCGCACGUGGAAUAUGCCCAAAGGGCCACGAAUGCCAAUACUUGCAUCGACUACCGGGCAUAUACGAUAUCUUUAACCCAAAUAUCGAUUGUUUCGGUAGAGAUAGACACGCGGAUUACAGAGAUGACAUGGGUGGUGUAGGGUCUUUCAUGCGCCAGAACAGGACCCUCUAUAUCGGCAGAAUACAUGUCACGGAUGAUAUAGAGGAAAUAGUAGCACGUCAUUUUCAGGAAUGGGGAGAGAUUGAACGGAUCCGAGUGCUGACUGCGAGAGGUGUUGCUUUCGUCACAUACGUCAAUGAAGCGAACAGUCAGUUUGCGAAGGAGGCUAUGGCGCACCAAGCGCUCGACAACAACGAAAUACUGAAUGUGAGAUGGGCAACAGUUGAUCCAAACCCGUUGUCUGCAAAGAGAGAGCUUGCUAGGAUAGAUGAGCAGGCUGCGGAGGCCGUGAGGCGAGCUUUGGGCGAAAAGGCAGUAAGGCAGAUUGAGGGCAGGGAGACCGCUGAGGAGAAGGCUCAGAGAAGGCUAGAAGCCGGAUUCGGGUUGGAAGGCUACGAGGCUCCCGAGACUGUUUGGUUCAACAAACAAAAAGAGCUGGAAGCAAUGCAGCAGCAAGCUCAGCUAGAAGGACCACAGGACAGGAAAUUGCUGGAACCAGCGAUUGAAACAGCUGCGGAAGUAACACCACAACAACUGACAGCUGAGCAGCAACCUACAAAUGGCAUUUUCACGAGUUCAACACUGGCUGCCCUGCAGGGUCGAACGGGCGGUGCGAUUACUACUACUACUACUACAGCUCCAUCAAAACCGUCAACGUCUGGACUUCUGGUAGGAUAUGGCAGUGACGACGAUAAUUGA